GACUGUCAAAUCUACAUAUUCUCUCUUCUCUCUCUCUCUUCCCUCCAUUCUCAGAAUUCCGCAGACCUCUGUGUUUUCCGGAGAUUCCAUUCAAUCCCCGAUCUCUAUCACUCCUCCUCGGUAUUCCCUCGCCUUCCUCCUAUAUUAUCAUGUUCCAGAUUUUCAAGUGCAGGCAUGUACAGAUAAGAGGAUAUGAUUAUGGCCGAAUUAAAAAUUCAGAAAAGCUUCUAAAGACUGCGUCUGACUCGGUCGAUUAAGCUUUUGACUCAGAAAAGAAGAAUGGAGGGUGACACAUUCUCGGGUCUCAACAAUGGUACAGCACAAGUUGAUGGCAAGAUCUUGCAGACAUUCAAAAAGAGCUUCGUUCAAGUGCAGAACAUCUUGGAUCAGAACAAGCUUCUCAUCAACGAGAUAAACCAGAAUCAUGAGUCCAAGAUCCCCGACAAUCUUAGCAGAAACGUGGAUCUCAUUAGAGAGCUCAACAACAACAUCAGAAGAGUGGUUGAUCUUUAUGCUGAUCUUUCAAGCUCCUUCACGAAAUCCGUUGAUGUUUCUUCCGAGGGAGAUUCUAGUGGUGCUCUAAAAUCUGAUGGAAAAGCGGGACACAAGCGACACAGGCCUGCAUAGAGUUUGCUUUUUCCUUUUUUUCUUGAUUCUUUUGCUUGGUGACUGAAGAUGCAGAACAAGCAAGCAACACCGCAAAUUGCGUUGAGUUGAGGGUAGAACUAAGAUUAGAUUCUGUAGCUUAUGCUCUGAUCUCUGGUUGUCAUAUUAAAAAGAAAAAAGAAAAAAAAAUGAUUUUCCAGAAUCCCUCUCUCCCAUUGUAACCUUGUAACUGUGGAUCUAAUGGAAAUUCCAGCAAUGUUUGUGGUACUACUAAUUUAGUUAUGCUUUCUGUUGCCCCAGAAGGAAGAUAAGAAUGUCUUUUCUCCUCCAUUUAAGGUUCAUCAUGUGAUGGAAUCUAAUGCUACUGUUAUGCUUUUGUUCA
Molecule: messenger RNA, 988 nt
Organism: Neltuma alba
Lineage: Eukaryota; Viridiplantae; Streptophyta; Magnoliopsida; Fabales; Fabaceae
Product: protein ELF4-LIKE 3-like
Exons: 3
Coding region: 280-627 (115 amino acids)
Biological process (GO): positive regulation of circadian rhythm; entrainment of circadian clock
Source: RefSeq, a predicted model, not a curated record